UUUUGAUCGAUCUUUCUGGCGUUGAGUUUCCUCCCGCGGUCUUCCAAUGAAGAGAUUGGGAUUGUGCUGUCAAUAAUUUGUGCAUUAUUUUUAUCAGCGGAGUUGCGGUUUGCAUCAUAAAAUACUUUUUUUAAAUUUAUAAAGUGCAAUCUAUCAUGGAUACAUCUUGUGAAUUGAGCUCUGGUGAUGAAAGUUCCUACGAACUUUUCAAGCAGGACACUUUGUUCGCAGAGAGUUUUCCGCUGAUGAAAGAAAUCCGCAGGCAAGGGAAACUGUGCGACGUUACUCUCAAGGUCGACAAUCACUCGUUUUCUGCACAUAGAAUUGUACUAGCAGCUACAAUACCUUACUUUUAUGCAAUGUUUACGCAUAAUAUGGCAGAAAGUAGGAUUAAAGAAAUAACUAUGAAGGAAAUAGAGCCUCAUGCUUUGGAGAGUUUGAUAAAUUUUGCCUACAGCGGAGUAGUUAAAAUCGACAACCAAAACGUUCAAGGACUCAUGGUUGGUGCAUCAUUCCUGCAGCUAAACAAGGUCCGGGAUGCAUGUGCAGAUUUCCUUAAAGACAGGUUCCAUCCGCAAAACGUUCUCGGUAUCCGUCAUUUUGCAGAUACGCUUGGAUGCGCGCAACUAGUAACUGCAGCGGAUCGCUACAUACAUCAGUAUUUCUCCAAGGUCGCAUUAUCUGACGAGUUUAUGGGGCUGAAUUUUGAUGAUUUGAUUGAUAUUGUUCGUCGUGAUGAGCUGAAUGUUCCAACUGAGGAACGUAUUUUUGAUGCCUGCAUGAAGUGGGUUAAAUUUGAUCAACAGAACCGCGGUGUUUAUUUACCCAACAUACUGGCCAAUAUCCGUCUACCGCUUUUGUCACCCCAGUUUUUAGCCGAUAGUGUAGCGACGGAAGAAUUGAUUCGUACAUCGCACAAGUGCAGGGAUUUGCUGGAUGAAGCACGUGAUUUUCACCUGAUGCCGGAACGUAGGGCACUUGUUUCUGCAUCACGCACUAGGCCCCGAUGCUGCGAUUAUGUUGUUGGACAAAUUUAUGCCGUUGGAGGUUUAACUAAAAAUGGAGAAUCUGUGAGUACAGUUGAAAUAUACGAUCCCGCAACUAAGGAAUGGAAAAUGGGUGAAGCAAUGUCAAUGCUUCGUUCCAGAGUAGGGGUAGCAGUAAUGGAAGGAAAACUUUACGCAUUUGGCGGUUUUAAUGGAACUGAGAGGCUAUCAACUGUCGAGGUGUACGAUUCGAAGCAAAAGAAAUGGAGUCAAGGUAAACCAAUGAGAUGCAAACGAAGUGCUGUUGGCGUUGCAGCUUUAGAUGACCUCGUCUACAUUUGCGGUGGAUACGAUGGAGUAACCAGCUUAAGCACGGUUGAAUGCUAUUCGCCAAAAACAGAUUCGUGGACAACUGUAGCUCCUAUGAUGAAGUAUCGGUCUGCAGGUGGAGUAGCCCCUCUUGGAGGUUAUGUGUAUGCUUUAGGCGGUCAUGACGGACUUUCCAUUUUUGAUUCGGUUGAACGAUAUGACGUAACAACAAACACAUGGACUAAGGUGCGGUCAAUGCUGAAUCGUAGAUGCAGGCUAGGAGUUGCUGCACUUGGUGGUAAAUUAUAUGCUUGUGGAGGUUACGAUGGAAGUUGCUUUCUGCGUUCAGUAGAAGUGUACACACCCGAAAAGGAUCAAUGGCAAUUGAUUGCUCCGAUGAAUGUAAAGAGAAGUCGGGUGGCUUUAGCUGCAAAUAUGGGUAAAUUGUGGGCAAUUGGAGGUUAUGAUGGAGAAUCAAAUUUAUCUACAGUAGAGGUUUAUGAUCCAAAAACAGAUACAUGGACAUUCGUGGCACCAAUGCGUCAUCAUGGAGGAGGAGUGGGGGCAGGGGUCAUACCUAGCUUUGCCAAGUAGUUAACAUUCCCUUCCAAUUGCAUAUUGUGAUAAAAAUGACUCAGUUAUUGAGAUCCCUUUUAGCUUUAAGAGUAUUCUACUGCUGUUGUCAACAAAAAUCAAAUUGUGAUAUUUGUAUCAUGAUUAAGAUACGCGAUAUAUACCGUAAAUCUCAAUUCAUGCGAAUGAAAGUUACACAUGUUUAAAUUACAGUGGAAAAUAAUAACCCCGUUACUCGAAACAGUAGGGUAAAAAAUCAUACUAAUUGCAAAUGGUAA
Armigeres subalbatus is the source of this 2146-nucleotide messenger RNA. It is a transcript of the gene KLHL18, whose product is annotated as kelch-like protein 18. NCBI's taxonomy places the organism in Eukaryota, Metazoa, Arthropoda, Insecta, Diptera, Culicidae. The transcript is spliced from 14 exons. The coding region runs from base 156 to 1889 and encodes 577 amino acids. The record is from RefSeq and is a predicted model, not a curated record. Gene Ontology annotation, molecular function: protein binding.